AUGCUGAAAUAUCAAAAGCCAUAAACAUGCUCCAAGCAACUUAUCUCAUAAUUAAUUGAAAGGGCUGAUUUUUUUGGAAUGCUCCCUUAAUUCAGGAUUUUAAAGAGAUAAAAGUUCUCGACUCCAUUAGGUUAAAUUCUUACUAUAAUCUUGUGCUGUGCUUAUUUAUAUUACAUUGUUUAUGAAAUAUUGAAUUUGGCAAAUAGAUACAGUCCCAGGGUAGUUUUUUCUGAAUUCCAACCCUCCAAUACUUCAGUAAGAAUUCUGAUGUUAUAAAAGCCUUUGUAUUUAAGUAAGAAUAACUUUACAUUUGCCUUAACAAUCACCAAUCCAGAAUUAAGUUCUUUGCAAACUUUAAACAAAUAUUUUAACUUAGCUGUUUAAAAUUGUGUAAGGAAUCGCUCUUUGAAUGAGGAAGGAACAGCCUAAAUAAAUUACAAUUGUUCUACUAUUCCUCUGGAGCCUUGCAAAAUGGAUUAGCAUUUCAGAGAGUAAUACCAACAAGAAUAUUUUCAAAAAUUUAAACUUGAAUACAUGUAUUGUCCUGAGAUAAAAUAGUGGGAUUAAAUGGCAAUGUAACUGUAGGGAUUUAGUCAAGAGGAUCGAUUUUAAUUUUUGACAGUAACCUUAAGUAUAUGCAAAAAUUCUACUACUUAUUAAGGCUGUGCACCUUUAGAGGAAAUCAAUAGUAAGAUGCAGGCAGGGUUUUAUGUAUUGUACUUAAGUGACGCUUUGAUCCAAAUGCAGUCUUCGUCUAAACCUUAUCAGGAUGCAAUCUCUGUGUAGUAUACUCAAUUCUCAUUAACAAAUUCUAAAUCCAUACAUUCAACUAUCAAAGUAACCGAAACCAACACUGAUUAUGGCAUAAUUAAGACAAACUAUGUAUUGGACACUGCCUUAUAGUAAUCUAAUAUAAAGGAAGAUAGUUCGCAGUAUAAUCAUCAGUAUUUGGUUCAAAACUCUAUCUUCUUGGAAUAAAGAAGAAACCUAUAUGAGAGAAGUUAUCAAAAACUGUAUACUGUAUUGGGACAAGUUGGAGGCUUAUGGUAGAUUACUAUUCUCUUCCUAAAUUGUAUAUUUUAUCCUUUAUUGUUCUCCUCCAUGAAUUUGGCUAUGGCCAAUAAGAUCUUUAGGUUCGAAAGCAAGGAAUCCCUUGACUUUGAUAUUAUGUCAGUCGCCAAAUCAGUUCCAGUCGGAGGGUAACUGAAUAAAAGCGAUGGGAAGGAUUUUCAAGAUGAAGUUUUGAGGUCAGAUAAUACCUUGAUUAGGAAUCCUUUUGUCGAAUUCUCUAAAACUUAAAGAGAAAUCAAGAAUUUCUUAAGGAAAAAAAAGUGUUCUUUAAAUUUUACUUUACUUGAUAAUAUCAAAUUCUAAUUUGGUUGUAAGAAGGAUAAAUAAAGGCAAUUAAAAUAUGCUAUGAAUAAAAUAAUAAAUAAGUUAGAUAUUUGUUAAUUAAUUACGAAAUUCAAUGAAUUAGAUAAGUUGAAACAUAUCUUACUCAACAAAGAUCAAUUAGCUUUAUUUAAUUAUUUACCCAAACCUAUGAUACCCUAUGAUAUGUUCGAUGAAAAUUUUGAAAAUAAAAUUAAGGAACUAGAGCAAAAGCAAGAAUAUAAAUUUAUCUUGGAAAAUGAAAAACCAGAUGUGCUCAGAUUAGAUGAUGCUUAUGAAGCCUACUCCAGAGUAAUUACUAAAUAGGAUCUCAAUCCUACAGAUGAGGCCAUUCUAAAAUUUAUGGAUGAUGAUAUUAAGAGGUUGUUCUCUAGAAUUCACUCCAAUCAAUUUGAAAUGGUCUGUUAGAAUUUCCAAUCAUCACAACUAUUUAUGAGAAACAAUACAGACAAAGUUGAAGUUCAAGAUGAACCUCAUAUUCAAUUGGUAUUUGGUAGUAUUACAAGCAAAUAGUAUUGA
Messenger RNA from Paramecium tetraurelia, 1911 nucleotides. RefSeq lists its product as uncharacterized. Gene Ontology annotation, biological process: reciprocal meiotic recombination. The record is from RefSeq and is a predicted model, not a curated record. The transcript is spliced from 4 exons. Lineage: Eukaryota; Ciliophora; Oligohymenophorea; Peniculida; Parameciidae. Gene Ontology annotation, cellular component: nucleus. Gene Ontology annotation, molecular function: double-stranded DNA binding.